Messenger RNA from Hydractinia symbiolongicarpus, 7914 nucleotides. RefSeq names its product receptor-type tyrosine-protein phosphatase C-like. Gene Ontology annotation, molecular function: protein binding; protein tyrosine phosphatase activity. Lineage: Eukaryota; Metazoa; Cnidaria; Hydrozoa; Anthoathecata; Hydractiniidae. Gene Ontology annotation, biological process: protein dephosphorylation. The record is from RefSeq and is a predicted model, not a curated record. The coding region runs from base 109 to 4503 and encodes 1464 amino acids. The transcript has 25 exons.
UAUACUCAAGAAGGUUUAAGUAAAAUUUGUUCUCUUUAUCAAUACGAAUUUGCUAUUAGUUUUGCAGCUGUUACAUCUUGUCGUGUAUAAACACAGAAAAAGAUUAACAUGAUGACUUGUAUUGUUUUCAGCAUUUUUUUGUAUUGGCAUCAUCUCGUAUCUGUAGUAAAUGCAUGUGCAGAUCGCACACCUCUUGGAAUGGCAAAUGGAUUGAUUACUUCCGAUCAAAUAUCAAGUAGCUCAAUGUAUGCAGAUUACCUACCAUCUCGUGGAAGACUUUAUUCUUCAAGUGCAUGGUGUGGUCAUGAAGGAACGUAUGUAGGAGAUUAUCAGUCGGAUUGGUUUCAGGUUCGUUUUAGUAAAAAAACAACCAUCAAUGGGAUUGCUAUUCAAGGUGAUCCACUAGUUAAAAGCAGCUUUAUAGAAGAAUUCAGAUUGAACUCCUCAAUUAAUGGAAAUGAUUGGACAAGUUUUGGGAACGGUCAGAGAUUUAAAGGUAAUAUGGACAACUUGAACGUAGUAUACAACUGGUUUACAAAAUCGAUGGUAGCUACUCAUGUUCAAUUGUAUGCAACGCGUAUCAAAUUACAUAAUGAUCCAUUGGCUACCGCAUGUGUGCGGAUGGAACUUUAUGGAUGCUUGCAGAAAGACAUCCCGUUACAGCUUGGUAUGUCAAGUGGCAUUAUUAAAAACACACAGUUAGAAACUAGUAAUGAUGGGUUUAAUAAAUCAGCAUCAAGAUUAUUUAUUUUUGGAGACGGAAUGUAUCGAAUGACUGGCGAACCAAUGUACUUACAAAUUAAUUUUAGAAAAGCAAAAACAGUCACAGGCAUAUCCAUGCAAGGUUCGUUCGAAAGGUGGGCUAAAAAAUUCAUUAAAAAAUACAUUAUAAAGUAUUCAAACGAUGGUAACACUUUUACCCUAUUAAAACAGAAUUUGAACAACACAGAUUUAGGUGCUGUAUUUAUUUCCUUUUUGGAACCUACGACAAUGAGAUACAUUAGAAUAACAGCUGUGGAUUGCAAAAGCACGUGUGGUAUGAAAGUUGAGAUUUAUGGUUAUGAUCCAGUGUGUUUCCAAACUUUGACACAAAUGAAUAUAUCUAGAAGAAAUGGUUCCGUUUUACCUAAUGUUGAUAUUAACGGUCCAGAUGCAUGGUGUGCAACAGAUAAUGCUGAAUAUGUUCAUAUUACAUUCACCACACCAAUAAUAAUCUCCGGGGUAAUUUUACAAGGAGAUUCCAACAGAGAUGGCUGGGUAAAAAAGUACAAAGUACAAUACGGUGUAACAAAAUAUGAACUUAUUGAGGAUUUAGUUGGUGUUCCAGCACGGAUAUCACCAUUAUCUGUAAACUGGCUAAAUCCCUACAUCGUGACAAAUUUUCUACACAUUAUUCCAACAGUAUGUAACAAUGGCAGAUGCUGUUUAAGAUUUCGAUUAAAAGGAUGUCAAUUUGUUUUAGAAAAGCCUCAUACAAUACAAGGAAGCAUAUCUUCUUCAACAAUCACAUUUACAUGGAAAGCACCAAUUUCGCAUCCUCUUUCUGUGGACAAAUAUCAUAUUAGAAUUUCAGCGUCAAAGGAGUAUGAAAAUAAACACAAGUUCUCCUUCUCAACAAUCAACGCUACCACAAUACAUUUGAUUUAUAGUGUUUCAAACAUCAACUUCUCAGCAGCUCGUGUUCAAGUUAAUAUUACGGCAGAUAUUCAAGGUGUGAAAAAAUCUGCUAAACCAUACAAUUUUUAUGUCCAACCAAAAGAUCCACCAUCACCUGGAUUAACUAAAAACUUUUCUUUUAAUGAAACACACAACGCCACUAUUGUCACAUUGACCACUUCGUCAGAUGAAAACGGACCAAUCAGCUAUUAUGAGAUUGUGAUAUCAACAACUCGAAAGACCAACCUAUCAAACCAACUAAAAAAUCAAGCCGAAUCUGAAUUAAAGAAUUUAGAUUAUUUUCGUGCUGCCCAAAUUAAAGCUGACGAUUUGCCAACAGUUGGUAUUAAAUAUGCUUUCGUAGAGGGUCAAGAACAUAUUACCGGUUUAAAUGCAAGAAUAUCAACCGUUGGAAAAUAUUACUUGUAUGCUCGGGCUGUUAUAGAUGGAAAGGAUAUUACAAAGUACGGUUUCAGCAAAAUGAAUUACUUUUCAAUUCUCUCUCAAGAAAUCAUGAUAGAGCGCAACUCUCUUAGCGUAUUUAUACCAAAAAUCUUGAAUGAUACUAUUCCAUCUGUUAGACUGGUGAAAGGAUCCUCAAAUAUUAAGUAUCAUUUUGUUGUAAUCAUGAAAGUGAAUAAGACAACUUUACAAGAAAAAGAACCAACGUUGUACAAACAGAAGGAGUUAAAGACAUACGAAACUGCUGAUUACAACGAACCUUACAUAGCUGGCGUAUUUAACAAAGCACAGUUACUCAAUGUUGAUGAGUUUAAAUUAGGUGAUAACGUAACGUACUCGAUGCCAUCCAGUUCUGCUCGCAAAAGAAGAUCAGUAAUGGAGUACAGAAAUGGACCUUUAAUUGCGGGUGAAACGUAUGUUGUAUUUCAAAGACUUCUUGAGCAGGAUGAGUUUUAUUCAACUGCAUGGUCAAAAGAAUUUGUAGGACCCAUGCAAGCAGAAAAUGGUAAAGAGAAGGUUGCGCCCCAGUCACCUUCAUCAUCUUCACAAUUAUCAUUGAUCAUCGGCAUAUGUGUGUCUUCAGUCAUUGUGAUUGUCAUAAUUGGUGUGAUCAUAUACAAAAGAAAGGUGGCAACGUUAAGGAUGAAGAGCACAGAGAGUGAAGGGGAUAAAUCGACUGGUGCAAGCAACUACCAAGAUCUUACAGGAAUUCAUCAAAGUGUAUCUAAAGAUACUUACGAAGAACUUCAAAAUGUCGCUAAAAGUGGUCCCACUUAUGAGCAGAUCGCAAUGAAAAAAGUUCAACACAAACAAAUGGAUACAUCACAAUUUUCCAAUUAUUUUAUCCGACAAUGGAGCUCAAACUAUGAAGGCCUUAAAAAAGAAAUUAACUCGUUGGUUCAAAAUAAUGACUACCGUCACUCGAACAGUAAAGCAGCAACUAAUGAUGUAAUUGAGAUCAUCUCCAGCAAAGAUCGAUGUGUUGGUUACAGCAUAUUUCAAGGCGUUAACCUAAGCAAUACUUUUGAUAUUUGGAGAAAAAUAUUUCUUGAAGCGUUUCCAGUUGUUGUAGUUAUACGAACCUGUGGUACAUUACGUUCGGACAAAUUACUUAACUGUCUAGUAGGCGAGACAGAAAAGUAUGGAGACUAUAAUGUACGGUUAUGUCAAACCUUAGUACGCAAAGAUCAUACAACUCAAGAAGUGGAAAUUAGCUAUGGACAGCACAAACAUAAAUUCUAUCUUUAUGAGUUUGAAGUAUUGCCAUUGAUGGAGUAUGUAGCGUCAACAGAAUACUUAAUGAAUACAUGCAGAGCCUUUAACCGCAUGGUUCAGACCAAGCAAAAUACACGCAUUUCUUUCAUCGAUAAUUCUGGUUACGGGUUUGAUAUUAUACUGAUUGUUAUUAUUGAAAUGAUGGUACUCAAUAAAGAAAAGGGAACAGUUGAUAUUUACAAUUUCCUUACCAUGCUUGUCAACAAGGUUUCGUCAUUAAGAGUCACUUUGGAACAGUAUCUUAUCAUACACAAAGUAAUUUGGGAAUUUAUAACGUAUGGUGAAAAGUAUGUGUCAGUUAAAGAUUUUCAAAAUGAAUACAAUAAUUUCAAGAUGGAAAAAGACGACAAAGGAAGAUAUUUUUUUGAAAGAGAGUUUCAUGAGCAGGAUAAGUUACGGAAGUCCCUUACAAACACUUGUAUCCCUGCCUCAAGUUAUAAGAAGCGUGUUGUUUCACCAGUUUCAUCAGAUUACAUUAAUGCUGUGUAUGUUGAUAGUUAUCAAAAGAGGAAUACAUUUAUUGCAACACAAGCUCCUUUAAAAGAAACAGUUUUGGAUUUCUGGGAUAUGGUUUUAAAGGAGAAUGUAUCAACCAUUAUCAUGUUGUAUACUUUUAAUGAAGAUAGAACUACUGAUUAUCCAGUGUUCUGGAAACUUCCAGAAGAUAAUUCAAAAAACAUUAAAGUUAAAUUGGUUUCUGACUCGAUGCACGGUGUCGUUAUGUUGCGAUCAUUUUUCGUAUCGGUGAAAGCGGCAACACAUCCUGUCAACAUUAUACAGUUAACAAAUUGGUCUCUUAGCAAUCUGCCAAAGAUUGAAGACAUGAAGUUAACUGUCGAGGAACUUAAAAAGUCUCAGGAAAGAUUGGAUCAUGGAACAAUUGUGGUAACGUGCGGUGAUGGUGCUUACCGAAGUGGAACAUUCAUCGCUUGUAUGAAUGCGUUGGAACAAAUAAAGGUAGAAGAGGGCGUCGACGUAUUUAACAUCGUAAGAUGUAUGAGACAAAGCCGACCAGAAUUUAUUUUGAAUAAGCACCAGUAUUGUUUCGUUUACGAAGUUGUUAAUUCGUUUAUGGAGAAUCACUCUGCUUAUGAGUAUAUCAACACAUGACAUUUUAUAUACAAUAAUUUCAAUAUAAAUAUAAGAUGUAAAGCCUAAUUUUAACGUUUUUGCAGCGCUGAAUGGUAAUUAAAGUAUAACUGAAUCACAUAUCAUAAAACAACACAUAUUGCAAGUUAUUGGGGAACAUAUUUGUGGACUCUACUGUUAAUUCAGCAUUGAACACUUCAGUAAAGUUUGACAUUCUACAAAGCACAGAGUAACUAAUACUUGCAAUUUUAUUUUAUAUUUUUAACAUCACUUGUCUAAGUAUUUGUUAAUUACUUCCAGUUUUCAAAUCAUACAUUGUUGACAUGAUUGGAUGUAAAUGAUCUUAAAGAUUUUUUACAACAGGUUGGAUAUAUUUUUAAAAUCUAAAAUUAAAACAGGCGGAUAUUGUGAAACAAGUGGUACCGAAACAAGUGAUUAAGUAGAAAUUAUGAAGUCCUACACAUCAUCAUCAAAUGCUAAGACUUUAGGCUAACUUGAAAUUACCAAGUUAGCAAGCCUGAAUACAAAAAGUUUUCCAAAACGUUGGAUGUGUACAUUUAUUAUAAUUAAUUUCAUACUUUAUGAUUCAAUGAUUUCAGUAAUUCCCUACGUUCACGGAUGCACGGAUGCACAUUCUGUAUUAUGUGUUUUAUUGCACCAGAGUUUAUCCAACCGCGUAUUGUGGCUGAUGUAAAAAAGUACGACUUUAUUUCCGUAAAACAUAUUAUAUCAGCUAUUAAACUAUUUUCACCAAAAAAAGGUUUUUAACAAAACUUUUAGAUUUUAAGUCUCCUUCCUUUUUGAUUAGUUUCAAAUAUUUUUAACUUCUUACCACUUACGACUUCCUUGCUUGAAUACUGGAAUAAAAUCAUUUGUCAAUUGAAAGCCUCAAUUUUGCAAAACCACGCAUUCGAGAUUUGAACAUUUACAAUAAUUGUUUUGAUUUCCAACAUCACUUAUAAUCCAAGUUACAGGCUGAUAAAAAAGUUGCAAGUACUAUGAUUUUAUCUUUAUUAUGUCAUGCACUGGAUAAAAAGUAGAAUUGCCUUGGUAUAAUUUAAAAAAUUAGCAAUUUUGUUAAGAUAUUGAACAAAAACAUAGUACUAGUAAAACGCUACAAUAAAGAUUUUUUAAAUCUUUUUAUCUCUGAUUAUAUAUUUUCAUAAAUAUCUUUAUUAUUGUAAGCUUAAUAAAUUUUAAUUGAUCUUAUAUUGGGCAUUGCGGUUAUAAAAUAUCCUAUGGGUUCUGCUGGGGUCCUGUAGAUUUAAUCACAUUAAAUAAAUUGGUGUAAGCUGUGUUCAUGAAAAUAAGUGGGAAUAGAGAUGGCAUUAAUUAAUAUAAUCUUAUAAUUAUAAUAUAAUUUUUGAGGGCAGGCGGUUUUUGCCGUUGAGCAUCACGUCAUUGAGCUUUUAGAGUUACUGUAAUUAGCUUAAUAAGAACAGGGUUUAAUUUUUGGGCCCUAUAAUGCAGCACAAUUGCAACGACAGAAAAAAUAUUAUGAAAGGUUGCCAAAUGUAGAAAACAUAUUGAAAGUCUUAUCUAUAUAUCAGUAUUUUAGGAGUUAUACCUAAGAAAUUAAGUUGGUGGUAAAUGCAACCCUCCUAGUAAAUAAGGGUUAUCAUAGAAUGAUGUCAAUUGUACUAUCUUAUAUUUGUGAUACCUUGUUAUUUUUUUUUGUUAAUUCUUUUAUAUAUAACUUGUUAUUAUUAUUAAAUAUUGUAAUACUUUUUUCUAAUUCUUUUUGUAAAAAAUAGUUAAAAAUCUCACGAAAAUGCGCGAUUUGAAAAUGCGUUAUUAAAAGACAAGAAAAAUCAGUUAGAAUAUGACGGGGUUUUUGUGACCCAAAAUACAAAUAACAAAUAUACUAUGGUUUGGUAUGUAAUAUAAGAAACAAUGCAAAUAAUAUUUAGAAAGACAACGGUUACAGUUAAAGCUGUUAAAGAAUUUACCAGACUAUGAUUGUACGUGUGAUGACAUACCGCAGAAUGACUAACCUCAACUUGACGUGUACGUGAAAAUUCCUUCAGUCGAUCGACGAUCGUGCACGAAAAAUUGUACCAUCCGUGAUCGAGAAUAUUAUAAACCGUUGUCUUUUGGUGCGAAAAAGAAUAAACAGUGAGAACUUUAAUGACUAUUUUGUAUUAAUGAACCACGACCAUAGCACCAUAAAUGCGUAUUCGUUACUACGGCUUCCUGCAAUUCUCACGGAAUAUGUAUUUAAGUUUAUGACAAGUAAAAUAAUUAGGACCUUGCCAAAAGACAUUUCAAACAAUAAUAAAAUAACUAGUUAAAAAUUAUCUGGGCAUUAUAAGUAAUUUAUUUUUUCCAAACCUUUCUGCGGUCCAUGAUUUUGUUUUCUCUUCUUUUUUUUUGCGACAUGUUCUACUCACUGUCUACGCGUUUUGACUUUUAACACACAUACACAUGUAUUUACUUAUUUGUUCUUUGCAAUUUAUAACUGUUUUCGUAUCCUUGUCAUUUGCUUUCACUUUUCCAACAGAUUCUAUUGCGGUUUUAGUUUUUCUCACCCACUUAACUGACGCCUUCUAUUAUUUUAAAUAGAAGAAAUAAAAUGAAAAAGUAUUGGUGCAUCAUCUUUUAAGUAACUAGCAUUAGCAUUUUAGGUACAUUCUGUUAUUAUUCUAGAACGUUUUUUCUUUACUUCUUCUCUUCACCACACUUGGAUGUCAUCAUGUGAAGGUCUCACCACUUACAUUUACAACAUGCAAACUGUAGUAAAAAUAUCUAUGAGACAGCGUAGUUCACCUUAGCUGAUCUUAUUAACUAACCAUAGCUAUAUGUUAUCUUAACACUAAACCAUGCGAAUAAAUAUUUCAUAACCUAAACAAAAAACUAAAAUGGAUCACUAUCACUUCAUUUUUAUGCCUAUCUUCAUUCAUUCAACGAUCAAUUUGACUGAACAUUUUCUUCAUUGAACCCGCAUAAGCAUCAGCAUGGCAUAUCCAUGCACUAUUCGGAUCAUAAUAGUCUUUCCAGCAAGUAUCAACAUCAACAUAACGAAUUCCAAGAUAAAGUUGACCUCUUUGUCCUGGUUGCGAUCCCAUCAGUUUAAUGCUCUUAUUUUUACCGAAAAUAAACGAAAAUUAGAAAAAAGUAUCCGAAAUACUUUGCUGUGCCUAUAAUGAUAGUUUAAAUGGCCAUCAAAACCUGUUCCGGAAUUAUGCGUUAAUCACAGAGUUCUUCAAUUCCAUUGCAUUUUGUUGCAUAUGUAUUGCUUUGCGUCCCGAUAAACAGAAGAGUAAAAAAAUUGAAGGGUACAUUGCUGGACGAGUAAUCUAAAUAAGUAAAAUGCUUUAGUUGUUAGCCAGCACAAAAUCUGUCAUACUACAGGUUUCCGUCCAUCCAAACACUACUAUUUCAUGAGUCCUUUACAGCGUUUAACUAUAAAGCAUGGAGAGAGACUACUGAGUA